Molecule: messenger RNA, 1457 nt
Organism: Polistes canadensis
Lineage: Eukaryota; Metazoa; Arthropoda; Insecta; Hymenoptera; Vespidae
Product: facilitated trehalose transporter Tret1-like
Exons: 3
Coding region: 10-1416 (468 amino acids)
Biological process (GO): transmembrane transport
Cellular component (GO): membrane
Molecular function (GO): transmembrane transporter activity
Source: RefSeq, a predicted model, not a curated record
UACCGAGAAAUGUCAAAUCCCAUCGCAGUGACCAUACUGGCCAUGAGCUUAGGUCUGGUAGCUGGCUGGACAUCCCCGUACUUGGCCAAAUUCACGAGGAAGGAAUCGAGCAUUUCAAUAACUGAGACCGAGGCAUCUUGGGUGGCUUCAUUGUUACCAUUGGGACGACUACUCGGUGCAAUUUGUGGUUCACUAGCUGCGGAAUACCUUGGUAGUAAAAUAUCUCUAGUACUUGCAGGAUUCCCAUUGAUAAUCAGUUGGAUUUGCGUAAUAUGUGCGACAUCGGCCCCAUGGCUUUACCUUUUCAGAAUUUUUGCCGGUACGUCCUUGGGUAUGUUCCUUAGUUGUUUCCCAAUGUUCAUUGGUGAAAUAUCAGCAGCACAUAUACGUGGUGCCUUAGUCGGUCUAGUGAUUAAUGGUCUACCCAUUGGCACUCUGAUUGGAAACAUAAUGGGUCCCCAGAUGUCGAGCAAGUGGUUUGGUGUCAUUAGCCUCCUGGUGACUUCGGUUUACGUUCUAACGUUCCCAUGUCUACCCAAAUCACCAUACUACUUGAUACGACGUAAUUCCAUGGAGAAUGCGGCAAAGUCUAUUCGUUUUUAUCAUAGAAAAUCAGACAUAAUAGAUGAAAUGAACGAGAUCGAGAUGUUUAUCAAGGAUUCGGAAGUCGUAACAUUUCGAGGAAGACUCAAAUUAAUGGCCGAACCAAAAAAUCGACGCGCAUUUCUUAUCAUCGUGAUACUCUUCUUUUUUAUGCAAUUCAGCGGACUCAAUUCUAUGAUUUUUUAUAUGGAAAUUAUCGUUCGUAACGCCAAAGUCACGUUUAUAUCACCGUCAACCGUAGUGAUAAUCGUUAGCAUAAGCGGUAUAAUUUAUGGCUGGAUAAGUAUUUACGCUAUCGAUCGUUAUGGAAGAAAAUUUCUUUUAACCGUUUCGAGUGUCAGCGUCGCUAUCAGUAUGAUUAUGUUAGGAAUACAUUUCUAUUUAUUAAAAUCUGGUUACGAUUCUGAAAUCAUUCAACCGUUGCCAAUACUAUCUUUAUUAAUAUUCUCGAUGUUUUGCAUUGGUUUAAUUCCUGUACCGAGUCUACUACUUGGCGAACUUUUUCCAAUAACUCUAAAAACCAUAGCAGGUUUUAUCGGCAGUUUUGUAUCAGCAUGUUUUGCUUUCAUCUCUAGUAAAACAUUUCAACCAUUGGUGGAUCUAGUGACGGAGCAAUACGUCUUCUGGAUGUACGCGAGUAUAAUGGUCUUUUCUAUUUUCUAUUCUAUCUUCUACGUACCCGAGACAAAGGGAAAGACAUUGAAAGUAUAUCGCAUACUGAAACUGAAUUUUAUCUCUAAGUUUUUAUUGCCACCUCUCAUACCGUCUUUAAAUUACGAUCUUUUGCAAACAGGAAAUUCAAGUAUUGCUUGAGAUAAGAAACUGUCACGUUGAUAGAAGAAAUCAAACAACCG